UUCUGCCAAUUUUUUACCACCACCUCCGCGUCAUUAUUGGCCUUUCCUUCACAUGAAGCUCCUGUGUGCUGGACAUGGAGGCCUACCACAAGAGGGACAGAGAGAGGAACCCUUGCUUCUGGUGAACACUCAGGUCGUACCUGUCACAUCCUGCAGGGCGACGAACCCUUCAUCGCAUCAGACCAUCGAGCGGCCUGGUUCGCUGUCUCAGUCGAUGACAUUGGCCAGCAGCAGAUCAUUGUGGCAGAAGACAACUGGACUACCCAGAUUAGACAACUCAGCUUUCAGCACUGCAUACUCUUCCUCCAGCUUACUUUUUGGAGGGAUCAGCUCCAAGAACCUGCAAAGUUUGCAGUUGCUGGUCAAGAACUGAAAAUGCCAUCGCUCUCUCCAACAAUGUCGGAAGGAACCAUUGUGAAGUGGCUGAAAAAAGAAGGUGACCCUAUUGCUCCAGGUGAUGUGCUUUGUGAUAUACAAACAGACAAAGCUGUUGUUUCAUUUGAAACUGAAGAAGAGGGAAUUCUUGCAAAAAUUUUGGUCCAGGAGGAUGCUAAAGAUGUAAAAGUAGGAACUGUUAUAGCACUCAUGGUGGCUGAGGGUGAAGACUGGAAGUCAGUUGAGGUCCCCAGUUCAUCUGAUGCAUCAUCUUCAAUUCAAUCACCACCACCAACAGUGCCAUCAUCAGAACAAACAUCGAAACCAGGAUCUGGGGUUGCAGGGCAAGAAGUGAAAAUGCCGUCACUCUCACCGACAAUGUCAGAAGGCACUAUUGUGAAAUGGCUGAAAAACGAGGGUGAUUCAGUUUCUCCUGGAGACGUGCUUUGUGACAUACAGACUGAUAAGGCAGUCGUGUCAUUUGAGACAGAAGAAGAAGGUGUACUUGCUAAGAUAUUGGUUCAAGAAGAUGUGAAAGAUGUGAAAGUAGGCACACUGAUCGCUCUGAUGGUGAGCCCAGGAGAAGACUGGAAGAAUGUUGAGAUUCCUUCUGCCACUGCGCCAUCACCUCCGUCUGCACCAAGAGCAACAGCGAAACCAACCGUGGCAGCACCUCAAUCAGAGAGUUUAGGACCUGCAGUCCGCACGCUGUUGGAACAGUACCAUUUGCAGUCCAGUCAAAUAACUGCUACUGGCCGUAAAGGAAAACUACUUAAAGGAGAUGUGCUAAAAUAUAUAACAGACAAUAAACUGAAACCAAAGAUACCAAAGGAAGUUCCUCCACCAUCUGCGCCAAAAGCAGCAGCACGCACUCCAGCGAAGCCUCCUAAACCAAGUGUACCAAAGCAGGUGGGGGAUGGAUACAUUGAUACUGAGGUCACUUCAAUGAGAAGAACAAUUGCAAAAAGGCUCACAGAAUCCAAGACAACCAUACCGCAUGCAUAUGGAGUAACUGACUGUACAAUUGAUAAGCUUAUCGUUCUGAGGAAACAGCUGAAGGAGGACGGAAUAAAAGUGUCAGUCAAUGACUUCGUGAUCAAAGCAGUUGCACUGGCCCUACAGCAAUGUCCUCAAGUGAAUGCCCUGUAUAAGGGAGAGGAGGUAACAUACCCAGUUGAUAUUGACAUUUCUGUGGCAGUAGCCACUGACGCAGGACUUGUAACACCGAUUGUAAAAGCAGCUGAUGCAAAGGGUCUUGAAGAAAUUUCGGCGGCAAUUCAAGAUUUGGCUAAGAAGGCCCGGGAUGGAAAAUUGCAGCCUCAUGAAUUUCAAGGCGGAACCUUUACGGUGUCAAACCUUGGAAUGUAUGGUGUGGAUGAAUUCAGUGCCAUUAUCAACCCACCACAGUGUGGCAUUUUAGCAGUUGGAGGAAGCCGAACUGUUCUGGAUGAUGAUAGAAACCCUGUCACAAAAAUGAAGAUCACAUUGUCGUAUGAUGGCCGAGCAAUAGAUGAAGAGGUGGCAUCAGAAUUCUUAGAUGUUGUUCGAGAAAUGUUGGAAGAUCCAUCAGUAAUGCUUCUAGGUGGACAACGAGGUUUAAGAGAGAAGAUUGGGUUCUAGUUGCGUUACUUCUGUUGAUAUGUUCACUGGUUUGGCUGACAGAAAAUGGGUCUUUCUAAUAGCAUGUGAGUUUUCCAUGUGUGAAAUGUAGCUCCACCUUUGUUAAAGACCUGCAGUGGGUAGUACAAAAUGCAGUUCCAGUCCAAUACAUGAAGGCCUUCCUAGUGAAGCAGUUUUCUUCUCCCUUUUAUUAAGGUGCUCAAGAUGUCAUUUGAUAUUACUUUAUCUGUGACUAUUGAUUAUGAGUCCUAAAGUUAUAUUUUAAGUGGUGCAAGCAUCAUCAUUCCCUGUUAAAUUAUAUUACCUUAAAGAAUAAAUUUCAGUUGCAUUUAUGGCUUAAGUAAAAUAGUGUACAGUUCAAAAUUAUUGUUGAAUAGAUGUAAAUACUGUUGCAAAUAGGAUAUUAUAUUUAUAAAAUUCA
Messenger RNA from Cryptotermes secundus, 2416 nucleotides. RefSeq names its product pyruvate dehydrogenase protein X component, mitochondrial. Gene Ontology annotation, molecular function: acyltransferase activity. The coding region runs from base 376 to 1995 and encodes 539 amino acids. Gene Ontology annotation, cellular component: mitochondrion; pyruvate dehydrogenase complex. The transcript has 13 exons. The record is from RefSeq and is a predicted model, not a curated record. Lineage: Eukaryota; Metazoa; Arthropoda; Insecta; Blattodea; Kalotermitidae. Gene Ontology annotation, biological process: pyruvate decarboxylation to acetyl-CoA.